This is a messenger RNA of Xylaria bambusicola, 693 nucleotides long. Its product is annotated as clathrin light chain. Gene Ontology annotation, cellular component: plasma membrane; clathrin coat of coated pit; clathrin coat of trans-Golgi network vesicle. Bases 1 to 693 code for a protein of 230 amino acids. The record is from RefSeq and is a predicted model, not a curated record. Gene Ontology annotation, biological process: clathrin coat assembly; intracellular protein transport; clathrin-dependent endocytosis. Lineage: Eukaryota; Fungi; Ascomycota; Sordariomycetes; Xylariales; Xylariaceae. The transcript has 3 exons. Gene Ontology annotation, molecular function: structural molecule activity; clathrin heavy chain binding.
AUGGCCGACCGCUUCCCGUCCUUGGACGACUUCGACUCGGGUGCACAAACUGAGAUAAAGGACGUUGGCUCACCAUCUGCCGAUGACUUCCUCGCCCGCGAGCGCGCUCUUCUGGGAGAUGAUGCAACACAGUUCGCAACCGGUAACGAAAGCGCUGCUCUAGCCGACCCAUCAGGCGACCUCCUCGGAGACGAAAACACCGGCAGCAACGCACAGUUUGAGAGCCAAUUCCCCGAUCUCACCUCCAAUGAGCAAGUCGGUCCCGGGGGCAGCAUUACCGGCCCCUCUGUAAGCUAUAAUUCUGGCUAUGGUACCUAUGUGGAGGAAGAACAAGAGCCAGAGGUCAUCAAGCAGUGGCGCGAGAAGCGCGACGCCGCCAACACGAAGCGAGCCGAAGAGUUUGCUACCCAAAAGGCCCAGACGAUCAAGGAAGCUCAGGAAAAUAUUGACGAAUUCUACGAAAACUAUAAUAACAAGAAGGACAAGAUGAUUACCCAGACCCGUAAAGACGAGGAGCAAUUCCUGGCUGGUCGCGACGACACAACAUCCGGUGGCACGAGCUGGGAACGCAUUGCCAAGCUUGCGGACGUGAGCGGCAAGGGACCGAAGGGUGGUGCCAGUGGCUCGGGCAAGGACCGCUUCCGCGAGUUGCUGGUUAGCUUGCGGAAGGACGAAAAAGCACCCGGCGCCUGA